This is a messenger RNA of Clonostachys solani, 1101 nucleotides long. The record is from the annotation of a GenBank genome assembly. Lineage: Eukaryota; Fungi; Ascomycota; Sordariomycetes; Hypocreales; Bionectriaceae.
AUGUCGGGAGACCUGGGUGGGAGACUUGAUACACGAAUCCCAGUCCGAUCAAUGUGGGUUCAAAAUACAUUUACAAAUGAAGCCUGUGAGUAUUGGAUCUCGAAGCCUGGUACGGAUCCAGAAAUCCUACGCCAUUUCUCACGAUCACUGCAUCUCGUCAAUGAGAGACUAUCAGGACGAUAUGCUUUAGAAAAUUCGACUCUGAUAGCUAUUAUCGGAUUAUCUCAGUUUGAGCGUGUUCAGGAGAAGUACGAGGAAGCUCUGGUACAUGUCCAGGGACUGAACCGUCUAGCUCUUCUUAGGGGUGGAAUUGCUGGAUUUCGAGAUCAAGCAGCUCUCAUGCAGAAACUUUUCAGGCAAGUCCCUUCAAAUACUACGGACCUCGAAAUCGCUCUUUACUUCGGAACCGCGACCACCUUCCGUGCAGAAGACCUGCCUAGCCAGGGGGUGACCUUAUGGCUACGGAAUCUAUACAAGAAAGAUAGACAAAGCUAUCACAAGAGCCAAAAGAUUACUGUGGGAUUGGACGACUCCCUUCAGGCAAGUUUCUUAGACAUCAUGAGCUUAGCAGCAUUUGUGAGUGGUCGCACGCCAUGUCCGACGAAGCUUCAGAUCUACCCGUUCCACGACAUGAUAAUAUUCUUGGGAUUUCGUCUGCUUGAAACUCGCCCGUUAGACCAAGCCAAACUGGUCACAACCUACGAAAGUUUGUUGCAUUUGGCUUUGAUAGGCUUUUUAACGACGUUUCUACGAGGACUUGCAGGUAGAGCAUCCAAUUUCAAGGCUGCUACGAGCUCACUCCGGAAGGCCAUCCAGGAAGCACCUAUUGAAGGAUACCAUUUCCAAAAGCUCGCUCUCUGGUCUGCUCUGAUCGGAGGGCACGUACUUUUCAACCAGGAUGAUGAGUACUGGCUUAUACCGCGGCUUGCCGAAGUUAGUUACGCUUUGAACCUUGACGGAUGGGGUGGUGUCGAAGAACUUCUGAUGGACUUUCCCUGGAUCCCAUCAAUUCAUAACAAGACGGCUAAGCGAUUAUGGAGCAUGUCAAAAGAGAGAAGUUUUGAGCAUAAAAGAACAGUGGAAACAAUUCCAUGGGGAUAA